AUGGAAGCAUGCAUAGUUUCUGGCGGGAAAAAACGCCCUUUAUUUAAAUCCACUGAGCUAUACUAAAUCUGGUUUAAAUUUUUUUUUCCAAUACAAGUCAAAAUCUUCGUAGUAUAUAACACUUCGCACUUUGUUUUACGUAUUAAUUACGUAAAAAGCCGAGAAAUACUAGGGUGAUAUUUUUGGUGUAGUAUAAAUAUAUAUGGAUGGAACAUAGUACUUUUCAUCAAUAUCAGUGUGGAUGAACUUCCUUUGAGGUCUGUGACGAUAGAUUUGUUGUUGGGUGCAGGCUUUCAUUCCUGGAGUGAUUUUGACUUUUCGAGCAAGUGACAGCAACAGGCUUGACCGAAGGUAUGAAGCGUUAAUAUAACUGACAGUCGGGUCAUAUUGAGUGCAUUAUAAUUGGGGCGGGGGGCGGGCAGAUAAAUUGAGUAUAACCCUUUUUACUGAAACCAAAAAAAACUCUUACUUAAAAGGCCCCAUCAGCUAGUUUACACUUCCUGACAUGCUAGUCUGUAUCAAUCACUUUGUUCAUGAGCUGUAUGUCUCACUCCAGCUGCUAGAGUUGUAUGCAACAUUUGGUCAAGAUUUCAGCUCACCCAACAUUUGGGCCAUUCCAUUUAUUAAGCGCACCCCCAUUAUUGAGGGUUUUCAAAAUAUACCCCCUGGAUAUUGCUUUAGUAAUAGGGUAUGUGCAUAGUAUGUGGAUUUCGACAACUUUUUAGGUAAAAAAAUUUUCCAGACGAGUAUGUUGCAAUUGCUUUCCAGGUACUUUAUCUCAAUUUUUCAUACAAAAUUUGCUGCAAAUUAGCCCCAUGGAUUUUAUUUUUAACUAUUACUGUACGUCUGUACUAAUAAUUGUUUACUGCCAUGGAUUUUUUAACUUUUUUAACAUUUCAUAUUUUUACUACCAUCAAAGAUUUAUUUUGUUUAAAUUUUUUCCAUUUGGAUUUUUAUUUGGAUUUUUUUAUAUUUACCCAUGGAUAUAUCUUGAAAAAUUUCUUUCUCCUAAUGGAUUUUGUUCUUUGGACCCCCUGGAUAUUCACAACCCUCAAUAGGGGAGGGGGGUGCACAUAUUAAAUGGUAUGGCCCUUUGGUAGGAGUGAGAUAAUAGGUGGUUUACCAACCAUCGGACAAUCUACAGGGGAGAGUUAAAAUUGGACUUUUAAAUUAGCCUCUCUUUCAUUUAUUGCGAGAUUGAGUCGACUUGCAAACUCGCUGCAAGUACUUUUACCCAAUCCCAAGGCUUGACAGUGUAUUCAAAUAGAUGCAAGCACUCGCCAGUAAGCACAUCAAAGCGCCAGGGACGAGGCUGCUCACAGCAGGCUUGUGUCAGUUGCGUGUGGGUUUUUGAAAUGAGUGGAAACAAGGCUUAAAUUUAGUCAUCGAAAAUUCUCCAAAACAAACUGGAAACAUGAUUGAGUUUGCAAAAUGUAAGGUGGCGGAUGUUGAGGAGUGCACUUAGUUUAUUGGCUUAAGGUUCAUUUCCAUUGGAGAAAUAUUCCAGCAUCUUGUAUAUUUUAGAAUUAGUGAUAUUAUACCUUUGGACGAAGCAAUUGAUAUUCUUGAAACAGUUGAUUAUAGUCGAAUGAUGCUCUGACAUUGCAUCAAGCCCUAGAAAUGGUUUCAAUAAACAUGACUUUGAUGCAGCCAUGCAGGUUUGUUUUAUAUUUGCUUCUGUUGUUGCAGGUCAGUAAAGUAUCAAACAAAUUAAGGGACCGAAUAAUUGUUAAUAUACAAAUACCUACUCAGUGGCGGACACUAGAGGGGGCCCGAGCCCCCCCCCCCCAAUAAUUUUGAAAGACUGUAAAAAUCUUGUACCAAAUAACAUAAAUCAUAUAACGUAAUUAAUUUUCAUAUUAAAUAGUAAAUAUUUUAUGAAACUUAAGCUAUGUGCAAUUGCCAUUUCCGGGAUACAAAUUUUAAAAAUUUUCCGCAUGCCCCCGGACCCCUGUAUAAUUCUUGUGUCUUCCCCCCCCCCCCAAUAUUUCAUAAAGUGUCCACAACUGUACUUUACUGUGUUCAGGUUCUAUGAAUGGAUUUAAAAGCAAAGACCUCAUCGAUUCUGCUCCGAUGAGUGCAUUGGAGAACGACAUUGACAUGACCGACAUUCAUGCUGCUGGCACAAAUGUAUCCAGGAAUAAAAAUGAGAAUGUAUGUGAUACAAGUCAAUAUGAGAGUGGAAAUCACUAUGUCUUUCAUCCAAUCAACGCAUGGGAGUUAUUUGAACAAGAGAAAAACCGACGUCAUAUUGUGACGUCUUGUGCCGAGAUGGACGACAUGUUGGGUGGGGGCGUUGAAACGGGAAAGAUCACUGAGUUUUGUGGAGAAAACGAAACUGGAAAAUCUCAAAUUAGGUAA
Molecule: messenger RNA, 2361 nt
Organism: Paramuricea clavata
Lineage: Eukaryota; Metazoa; Cnidaria; Anthozoa; Malacalcyonacea; Plexauridae
Source: the annotation of a GenBank genome assembly